UUUCUUGACUCCCUUCUUUAUGAAUAUCCGAUCUCUGCUCCGUUUUCGAGGGGCAUACAAUUCUGGACCUUGUGUGUGAGAGAGAAAUUGUAAACUGGACACGAACCUGACAUUAAACCUCAUCCCUCAUAUUUAAAUCUAAUCUUUGUGCUGUGUUUCUGAGUAUGUGAGGAAAUUUCUCAUCCCUGCCCAAACCUGGGGGGGGGGGGGGCUUUUCUGACCGACCAACAGUUCGGUCUGCAUCUUUUUCUGAGAAAUGCAAUUCCUAUCGCCACGAGGAUUGUUUGUGUCUCCAAGUGUGAAAAUAUUACUCAGCUCGGUCUAUAGAGGGAGGUGUGCCUCUGUGCUCUGGUAGUUAACUCCCACAAAAGAGGAAAUACCCAGCCAUCAGUGCUUCAUGCUAUCAGCUCCCUUCCUGUAUCCACGAAAGGGGAGGGAAUUGUGAGAGUCCACGGGGACAUUGUGGACACCCCACCCUGAUGGCCGUGUAGUGGGAGGAUCGAGACUGAAGGUGCAACCACAGAGAUGGCCCUCAGCAAACCCGUCUUCAGCCUGAUGGAGGAUCUGACCUGCUCCAUCUGCCUGUCCCUGUUUGUGGAGCCGGUGCGGCUGGACUGCGAGCACAACUUCUGCAAGUCCUGCAUCCAGAGGUGCUGGGGGAAGCAGCGCAAAGGGGUGUCCUGCCCGGAGUGUCGCGCUGUUUGCCCCAGCAGAGGCUACGCCAGCAACAGGGUGUUGGCCAAUCUCUGUGAGAAAGCCCGGCAGCUGGAGCUGAACCCGGGGCUGCAGCAGGAAGGGGGUUCCCGCUGUCUGGAACACGAUGAGAAGCUGAAGCUGUUCUGUCAGGACGACCAGGCUCUGAUCUGUGUCAUUUGUCGAGAUUCACCGGCACACUCAGGCCACAGCUUCCUGCCUGUCACUGAUGCAGUGAGAAAGUACAAGGAUCAGUUGAAAGCAUCUUUGGAUUCCAUGGAGAAUGAAAAGGAAAGUAAAAGUGAAUUAAAGCGACAACUGCAGAGAGAGAUUUCCGAACUGCAUCAACUCACCGGAUGCCUGGAGAAGGACAUCUCUGCACAGUUUUUCAAAAUCCAUCAAUAUCUCGAAGACAAAGAGAAAUAUUUAAUCGAAGAGCUGAGGCAAAAGAAGGAGGAAGAUCUGCGACCAAUGGAGAAGAGCCUGAAAAGAAUCGAAGAGGAACUAACUUCGCUUGAGGAGGGGAUAUCGAACCUUUGUGUAGACAUCAAACAGCAAGACAAUAUCUCCUUUCUCAAGGAAGCAAAGAGAUUGGGAGAAAGAUAUCUGUCCAGCAAGGAGGACAGAGAAGAUGCAGAGAGCAGUGAAGCUGAAGAAGAUAACCAUAAAAGCCAGGAUUCUGAGGAUGAUGAAGGAGAAGGAAGUGAACGCUCAGCAGAAGAAGAAAAAGAGACGCCUCUAUAUUCAAGAAGGAAAUACACAGGAUUCCGAGGCCCGUUGCUCUACACAGUGUGGAAGCAAAUGAAACAGAUCAUCUCUCCGGCCCCAGCCUCACUGACCCUGGACCCAAACACAGCGCACCGUAAUCUCAUCCUGUCUGAGGACCUGACCAGUGUGAGACACAGUGACAGGGAAUUACAGCUUCCUGACAACCCGGAGAGAUUUGACAGGGCCCCAUGUGUUCUGGGGUCACAGGGAUUCACAUCAGGGGAACACUACUGGGAGGUGGAGGUGGGGAAGAAGGCUGAGUGGGACGUGGGUGUGACUAAAGAGUCUGCAAAUAGGAAGGGAAAGAUAACACUGGGACCUAGGAGUGGGUACUGGGCAGUAUGGCUAAUAAAUGGGGAUGAAUAUGAAGCCACUGAAAGCUCACUAGUCACCCUGACUCCAAGUGUGAAACCCAGGAGCAUUGGAGUUUACCUGGACUAUGAGGGCGGACUGGUGACCUUUUACAACGCUGAUGACAUGUCCGUUCUCUACACCUUCACUGACACAUUCACCGAGAAACUCUUCCCUUAUUUCUGUCCAGGAUUCUUCGAAGAGGGUAAAAAUGAUGCUCCUCUUCAACUGUGUCAUUUCAAAUAAUAGAUUCCUAAACUGGUGGCUCUGAGUAAUUUUCCCUCAUUGCUCUCCCCACACACAAUGAGAGAGAAAGGAUUGGCGGAUGGAGGGGAGGACAUAAAAUGAAAUGUGACCUCAGCCCUCAGUGUAUGUCAGACAUAUGUCUGGUGGUGAUUUAUGGGUUUAUCUGUGUUUCUACCUUGUGGUACCUUAAAAACCUGAUUGAAACUCAGUGUAGUCUGCCAGGGUGUUAGGUGGGAAAACCAGGAGUCAGGUGGGAACAGUUGGAUCAGGCGGGAAGUGUUUUGCCUGUUCUGCUUUUCCUGCCAGGAGGUUCAGGAACUUAACCCAAGGAAUCAGCCUGCAUCUUCAGAAAGGGGAAUGAUUUUGGGAAUCCGAAUCUUUCUUUUGUGGUGUUUGAACAAUUGUAAGUCAUGCAUCACUUGUGGGUGUUGUUCAGUUCUGAUGUAAUAUUUUCCUAAUAUACAAUACAUUUUUUGACACAUGUAUGAAGA
Messenger RNA from Chiloscyllium plagiosum (whitespotted bambooshark), 2549 nucleotides. Its product is annotated as zinc-binding protein A33-like. The record is from RefSeq and is a predicted model, not a curated record. NCBI's taxonomy places the organism in Eukaryota, Metazoa, Chordata, Chondrichthyes, Orectolobiformes, Hemiscylliidae. Gene Ontology annotation, molecular function: zinc ion binding; protein binding.